Oreochromis niloticus (Nile tilapia) is the source of this 1753-nucleotide messenger RNA. RefSeq names its product protein asteroid homolog 1-like. The coding region runs from base 1 to 1644 and encodes 547 amino acids. The transcript is spliced from 5 exons. The record is from RefSeq and is a predicted model, not a curated record. NCBI's taxonomy places the organism in Eukaryota, Metazoa, Chordata, Actinopteri, Cichliformes, Cichlidae.
AUGAAGACGCUCAUCCUCCUAGUGGCUAGUAUUGCACUCCUGCUGGACCAGCGCUGUGGAGGAGAUUAUCCCGGAUUCAAACAUGAGGUCUGUAACUUCUUUAAGACUCUGCAGGACUGUGAAGUCAAUCCGUACGUCAUCCUGGAUGGAGGCUCACACACCGAGAAGCAUGAAAAAAAUGUGUCUCGUCUGAAAUAUAAACUGAAAAAAGCAAAGACAAUAGCAGAGACUGAGCCUGAUGGCACUUUACCAGAAGGAUAUAAUGUGUUACCCCCUUUGGUCAAAGAUGUCUUCAUAGAAAUCUUAAGGGAAAAAGGCAUAGAGUUUAAAGUGUGUUUAGGAGAGGCAGACCCUGAGGUUGUUUCCGAGGCAAAUCAGAAACAAUGUGCUGUGCUGUCCAUUUACAAAGAUUUUUACAUCUUUGAUGUGCACAAAGGUUUCCUUAAUCUCCACAAUUUUGAGUGGAAAAAAGAAGAGGAUGGAAAGAUUCCUGCUAAGAUCUACAAACGUUCAAAGUUUUGUCAGCAUUUUAAAUUGGACCCUGCUCUCAUGCCAGUCUUUGCUUCAAUAGCAGGAAAUGAUUAUUCAAGAUUAGAAGACAAUGGUGCUUUUGCAAAGGAAUCAUCUUCACCUGGUGAGUACAACAUUAAAAGACUGGAUGGUAUGCUCAGCUUUUUAAGUAAAGUGAACCUGGAUGGCUUGGACGACUCACAGAAGAGAGAACGUGCUCUGAGUGAAGCUUUAAAUCAUGUUGGUAAAAAAGAGAACCAAACAUUCAAACUCGCCAUUAAAAAAUAUGUUAAACCAGAAAAAACAAGUUCUAAGUUGCCACCAUGGGUGUGUGAAAAAGUUGAGCGUGGAGAACUCACCAGUUUCACCACAAGUGUUGUGGAUCAGAAGACAAUUCUGCUGACCCCACUUGUAGAGGACUUUUCACAGCGCAGUAGUUACACAGCUGCUUACCGCAUCAGACAGUACUUCUAUGGACUGUUAACAGGAGGUAAGAUUACUGAAUAUGGCAGGGAUGGAGAAGAGAUCAAAGACUACCGUGUCCCAUCAAUACUUCCCAGCAGUGAUGAACAGAAACAACUGAAACUACAGCGUCUGCAUAAGGCUCCUGAGGGUUUGCGUCGCAGGGUGUUUGAACAAGCUCUGCAGGUUCAGACUUCAGACUUAGAAAACAUCCCCGACCAGCUGAAGCUGCCAGUCUGUGUGACUGUUUUCUGGUUCAAGAAGCUACAACACCACCCAAAGCCUGAAACUGUAAACUGCCUCCACGCUGUCCUGCUGUGGUUUGUGUGUGAGCCUGAUGGUCCAGAGGACGAGUUUGAGAAGAAGAUGAAAGCUUUAAAGGAUGAAGGUGUGAGUAUCUGGCAGCCACAUGUGGCUCAUGCUUUCAGCCAAUGGCAGUGCUGCAUGAGGCAGAGCCUCCACCUGAACCAGCUGCUGUGUUCCCCUCUACCAGAACCUCAGUGUGUCCGACUUUACUGUGGACCUCUCCUUCAUCGGCUGGCAGAUGAAGACACAAUUAAACAACUACAGAAAACACUGAGAGGAGAAAAGAAGGAAUUAUAUAAAAAUUUAAAGACCAUUCUUAAUCCAACAACUACCGAGGAGGGUCCCUCAAGUGAGGAAGAAUGCUAACAACUGCAGAAGACUGAGGAAGAGGAGAACUCGGAUGAAGAUCCCAAAAUCAAUCUAGACAACACUACACACAUUGUGGAAACAACUCUGGUUAUUGUUGACUGCUCUC